AUGACAGUUGAUGAGACUUGCUCUCCCAUUUUCGUAGGAGUACCAGAUGAGGACCUUCUUCAGCCAACGUCUAAUACUUCUAUACAGAUGAAACCAGCUAUACAAAUGAAACCAGUCUUGAGCAAAUCGCCUACUCAACCAAUAUCCGCUAACACACCAGAUGAGGCUGACCAUGUGGUGACAGACCAGAGGAUACCAGCGAUUGACGAACCUGACUACACGGAACCAUUGGCAACUGUGAACCAUAGUAUACAAAGCGAGUACACGCAGUCAACACAACCACAGCCGAUCUCUGUGAACUUACCUGAUGAAAGUGAUGACCUGCAACCAGUACGCGAGCUUAUACAAGAGCGGAUCCAAGGAGCACCCACGUUGGUGAGUUUAAAGUCGAAAAUUUACAUUCAUGAACUUUCGAAAAACACAUAA
Molecule: messenger RNA, 426 nt
Organism: Strongylus vulgaris
Lineage: Eukaryota; Metazoa; Nematoda; Chromadorea; Rhabditida; Strongylidae
Source: the annotation of a GenBank genome assembly